Tuber aestivum (summer truffle) is the source of this 718-nucleotide messenger RNA. NCBI's taxonomy places the organism in Eukaryota, Fungi, Ascomycota, Pezizomycetes, Pezizales, Tuberaceae. The record is from the annotation of a GenBank genome assembly.
AUGGACCCUCCUCUUCACACAACACCAACCCCCCUCCCCCUCUCGACAAAGCUCCCCCUAACCCUUCUGCCGUCCCUAAUGCUAGGUACCACUCUCGGCAUGGCCCUCGGCGCGAAACGCUCAGCACUGGUAUUCCGCGCCGAGAACGCGCACCGGAUCCCGCGGACCACACGGGGCUGGUACUUCUACCACAAGAGCAAGAACUACUACACGAUGCUGGGCGCUGCGCGGGAGGGCAUGCGCAGUGGUAUGCGGGUUGCGGGGUGGGUUGGCGGGUUCGUUCUUGCCGGCGGAGUCGUUGGUGAGGUGCUGGGGCCACUGGGGGGAGGUGUGGUGGCUGGGUUGAGUGUUGCUGGGGUAUUCAGUUGGAUCAGUAAGUCCUGUUCCGGAAAGAGGGAAGGGGGGGGGGACGAAAGCUAAUAGGGGGAUAAGAUAGGUUUUCUUAUGGGAUGGCGGUAACGACGGCUAAGCGAGGGCUUUUCUUUGGAUUGUUGUUUGGGGCUGGGGAGGAGGCUGUUGGUUAUAUUGGCAGGAAGAAGAGGGAGAUUGAGGAGCAGAGGGGGUCGGAGGGGACUACUAGGUGAGAGGUUUUAGGUGAGUUUGGGAUGGUUGGGUUUUCUGUAUAAAUUAUAUCACAUCACCAAGUUUCUGUAACAUAGGCGUUUCGGACAUGGCAUUAUUAUAAACCUCUUCUAUGCUGCUACUUUUUCCUCCCAUU